AUGGCAGCACCAGCUGCCAAAUUUAUUUUGUUUCCCAUAUUUUAUACCAAACCAAAAUUCAUAACGUUAGGCAAUGUUUCGAGCCAGAAAAUUACACGUGCACCUGGUAAAAUCCUCACCAAUAAUGCGCUUGACACUGUCCAGACGUCUCAAGUCCAACCUUCUGCAAGGAUCAUCACUCCUCCCUAUUGCAGCUGGCAACCAGCAGUCGCGACAGUUGCAACAAAGAGCAGCGGCCAUGUGCAGGAAGGGAACUCCCACUGGCCACGGAAAAUCUUCAGUGGCAUUCAGCCCACGGGCUCCGUCCAUCUGGGCAACUAUUUGGGGGCUAUCCGCAAGUGGACGCAGCUGCAGAACAGCCGGGAUGAUGUCACAGUUUGUAUAGUGGAUAUGCACUCCAUUACCAUGCCGCACAAUCCGCCCGUGCUCAGGGAGAACAUUUUUUCGAUGGCUGCCACACUAUUGGCGUGCGGCAUCGAUCCCGCCAAGAGCACUCUGUUUGUCCAGUCGGCUGUAUUGGAGCAUUGUGAGUUCAACUGGAUCCUCAGCUCGAUGACCACCACGCCCAGGCUGGCGCAGCUGCCACAGUUCAAGGAGAAGUCCCGCCUGCUUCGCGACAUACCCUUGGGGCUAUAUGUCUAUCCGGUUCUACAGGCAGCCGACAUAAUGCUGUACAAGGCCACACAUGUUCCCGUUGGAGCGGACCAGUUGCAGCACAUUCAACUGGCCCAGCACUUGGCGAGGACGUUCAAUGGGCGCUACGGCGAGUUGUUCCCUGUGUGCCAUGCCAUGAUCGAGGAGGGCGAUGCCUCCAGAGUGUUGUCAUUGCGGGACCCCUCCAAGAAAAUGUCAAAGUCUGAGGGGAAUCCCAAGUCCACGAUCAACUUGUGCGAUCCGCCGGAGCUAAUAAUGGAGAAGAUCAAGAAAGCCGUCACCGACUUCACCUCGGACAUCACCUACAAUCCCAUCUCGCGCCCCGGUGUCAGCAACCUAGUCAACAUACACGCCCAGGUCACAGGCCAGACAAUCAAAAGUGUCUUGGAUGAGGCCAAGACAUUGGACACAGCCAAGUACAAAGCGCGUGUGGGCGACGCUAUUAUUGCACAUCUGCGCCCGAUUCGUGAGCGAAUCCAAGAGCAGUUGUCCAACAAAAACGAGCUAAUCUAUAUGCUAGAGAUGGGAGCCGAGAAGGCGCGUACCCAGGCGCAGCAGACAAUGCGCAACGUCAAGCAACGCCUUGGCCUUGGCACAUAUGCGACAAUACCAGAGCCAGUUAUCGUGGCGCCCCUGCUGCCUGAGCGAUCCAAAAUGACGGCUAGUCAGCGCAUAGCCAAGAACGUCAACCUGCCGAAUCACAAUUCCCACAGUCACACGCAUUUGGAGAACCGUAAUGAGCGGAGUAAUUCGUUUGGGGGGGCAUCGCCAAACGGAAGCGCCGGAGAGGCAACAGCCACUGCAGACAUAAAGGCAAUGGCUCAGGCUCAGGCCAUGAUGAGGCCUCCCAUGCGCCGCCCUGUGGUGCCCACUCAAACGAUGCGGGUGGAGAAAGAGCGCAAGGCUUCGCCGCGCUACGUCUUCAAGAUGGACACACGCAAUACACCUGCCAUAGGCUUUAAAUUACCCUCCAGUGCUGCUGCUGUACCCGUUGGCGAGGGCAAGGGGCAACGUGCUAGCAACUUCGGAUUCACCAAACCCGGAAUUGCGGACGGAACAGACAAGUUCGGCCAAAACACGAAUACCAGUCCGGUCGCUAGUGUUAUGAAAAAAGUAAAUGCUGAUAGGAACCAAGACUGCCUGGUGAACAGUGCCUACUACAAAGCAUACCAUGGAUCAAAUUCUGGUAACGCCUCGCAUGUAACUAAAAACUGGAGCAGCGAGAGGGCAAUCAGCGAAAGGAGAAGCGUUGAGAAGAGCACCAGCAAUGAUGCCAGUAAUGAAUGGAGCCCCAGCGUGAGGAACAGCAGCGAAAAUAGCAAUGAAUGGAGCAGCAGCGAACAGGAUGGAGCUAGCAGUGCAUCAAGAACAACGGGGGACAACGAAGAUUCAGAAAUGUUGGAAGAGAUGGAAGAGGAAGAUGAUGUUCCCGAGCGGACUGCGUCUGAGGCUACCAGCAAGGCGGAAAUAGGAAACUAGAAUAUAUUGAAAUUGUUAUUAAAUAUAUAUAUGUAGUAUAUAUAUAGAUAGAUUUGUUGUCACUUUUAGAUAUAUAUAGGUAUAUCGAAACAUCGCUCCAUAAAAAUCAUCUUACCUCCAGUAAAAGGGUAUGCCUGAACCAUCCAGGGAUCCACCUGACUGAAGUACCAGAGCCAAGGUCAGAGAACUCGCCUUUAGACUGCUUCGCUCGUACUUUUACCUUUUCAAUGGGAUAUUGUUUUUAUUUAUUUUUAUUUUAAUUUAUUGCUUUCAGCGAACUUAUUGUACUCUUCAUAAUUUUUGGUUUCUUAUGCUAAGGUAUGAAUGAUGUUGACGGCGAGGACAUUGUGCAUGUGUGAAUACAGAGGAGGCAGGCAAAUAAUAUAUUUUUGUGUGGAUGUGUGAAA
Messenger RNA from Drosophila obscura, 2540 nucleotides. RefSeq lists its product as uncharacterized. Gene Ontology annotation, biological process: mitochondrial tryptophanyl-tRNA aminoacylation. The transcript is spliced from 4 exons. Bases 1 to 2133 code for a protein of 710 amino acids. Gene Ontology annotation, molecular function: ATP binding; tryptophan-tRNA ligase activity. The record is from RefSeq and is a predicted model, not a curated record. Lineage: Eukaryota; Metazoa; Arthropoda; Insecta; Diptera; Drosophilidae. Gene Ontology annotation, cellular component: mitochondrial matrix; mitochondrion.